Messenger RNA from Coregonus sp. 'balchen', 2679 nucleotides. Lineage: Eukaryota; Metazoa; Chordata; Actinopteri; Salmoniformes; Salmonidae. The record is from the annotation of a GenBank genome assembly.
CGGGGUGCCAGAAUAACUGUAACACUGUGUAAACAUAACGGAGCUGUUGAAAUUCUGCUCCGUAAAUUGAGUAAAAAUCGUGAAAAUCCAUACAUUUGCAUAUUUUUCGAAAGUAUCAAGGUACGUGGACUAGUAUUAUACAACUGUGUCUCUGAUUAUAUUGACUGCUACAACAGGAAAGGUGGAAUAUAUUGUACAAAUGUGUACAUCUGUAGUAACAGUUCCACAAUGUCAAUGGUGAGAUAAUUUUGUGUUACGUAAUUUCAUUAAACUCGUUUUGCAAGUAUUAACAGAGCAGAAGAAUUCAACAAAAUAUAAUGUUUAUUUUGGUGGAAAGGAGCUAAGCAAGUCAUAUAAGGAUAAUCCUCCUCACGAAGUCUAUGCAAAUGAAUGUUUUUAGGAUAAUCCCACCAAAGACUGUUUCGAACCUCUUUGAUACAACUCUGUGGUUGUCUUCCAGCAUGGUGGACGUGCCAGUAUCAGCGAAAGCCAUCACUUUGGAUCUGCUAAGAGAUGCCAGAGAGACAGUGAGGACCAGUCCUUUGGGAGUCAUCAACACUCCUAUGAUCCCAUGGUGCCAAACAACACUACCGCUCAACAUCCCCUGUAACAUCCACAUCAAACUGGAGAACAUGCAGAGAACUGGUGAGUUUGUGUAUGAAUUAAAUGCCUUAGUCAGGCACAUUUACAUUACUACUGUAUAAGUUUCAAUUAAUAAUGUAGGCUGUUUUGUAAUAGAUAUAUUGAUGGACAUUGUUGAUGUUGGACAUUGAGAGUGAUACAAUAACAGCAGUUUCUGUCAUUGUGUUAAUUGCCAGGUUCGUUUAAGGUAAGAGGAGUGGCCAACCAGUUCGCCAGGAGACCAAAAGGAGCCCAUUUUGUCACCAUGUCUGCAGGGAACUAUGGGAAGUCUUUUGCGUAUGCCUCUAAACACUACGGCUCCAAGGGGAAAGUGGUGAUGCCAGAGACAGCCCUUGUAUCCAGAUCUACACUCAUACAAGUAAGGUUCUUGUUUCCAAUUGACUGCUUCAGUCUUUAAUUGUAUCAUCUAAAAUUACACAUCUGAAAAUAACCAAACAUAUCAGUGAGUUGUUGAGUACAAUUGCUGUGCACCCGCUCCAGAAUUUUGGAUGUGAGGUGGAACGGGUGCCUACGACCUGUCUGAUGAACGUGGUGAAUCGUUGUGUCCAGGAGGAAAACAUGACGUUCCUCCACUCAUACGAUGACCUGGACCUGAUUGCAGGACAUGCCAGGUACAGAACAGCUGAACAAGGCAACACAACCAGCUUUAUGCGGGCCUUUUCCCUCUUUUUGAGGGAAAAUAAAAUGCUGGUCUGUCUCUCGCUGUCUGUCUCUGUCACUCCCCCCCCCCACCCCCCUACCCUUGCCCCCUCUCUCUCUCCCCCUCUCUCUCUGUGCUGUAGUCUAGGUUUUGAGGUGCUGGAGGUGAUGCCCCAGCCUGAUGUAGUGGUGGUGUGCUGUGGAGGAGGAGGUCUACUGGCUGGGGUGGCCGCUGCCAUCAAACUGGCCGGCUGCGAGAAGACAAGGAUCUAUGGAGUAGAGCCAGAAGGAGGUACAUAACACCUGUUGGUUAAACCUCACCAAGACAAUAUCAGGCAGGGCUUUUUACAACUACGAUACACCACUAACGGAUGUACAUGAACAUACACAUGGGGCAAUAUACUGAAGGGUUGAUAUACAGUAUGACCAUUUUGUUGACCUUAUUUUCCUGUCUUUGAUUCAUUAGCCUGCACCAUGUACAAAAGUUUCAUCGAGAAGAAGCCUGUCAGCAUGGACACCAAGAGCAUUGCGUCAGGACUGGCGCCACCUUUUGCAGGUACAGUACACCUCAGAGAAGUAGAUUGGCUAGACUUAAAUAAAUCCUAAAAGAUCAGGACAUAAGAGGGAACAACUUUGUCUUCAUCUGGAAUGAACCAUAGCCAAGCAAACAAAUCUGUGAAAUGUACCUUCUUUACCUGUGCUAACUCCCUGAUGUGUUUUGUACCAUAAGGCACAAACAUCUACCAUUGCUAACUGCCUGGUGUGUUGUGUCCCUCCCAGGCACCCUGCCCUAUGAGCUGUGCCAGCUUUACGUUGAGGAGAUCGUACUGGUGAACGAUGAGGAGAUCAAGGCUGCCGUGUCGACCCUGUACAGGGCGGGGCUCCUGGUGGAACCGUCGGGGUCCGCGGCGUUCGCAGCCAUCGCUAACGACAGAAUCCCUGACAUUGCUGGGAGGAACGUGGUGGUCAUCCUCAGUGGAGGAAACAUUGGCAAAGACGAGCUCACUAACUUCCCUGAUUGAAUGUCUAGUUACUUACUUGCUUAGGUCUUUUUCUACUCAUGGAGCAUAGGCCACUGACAACAGUUUUCCAGCGUAUUUAGUCCUGGGUGAUUUGUUCAAGUUCUCCUCAUGUGUUGCCCCAUUGAAUGUUUACAGUUAUUAUUACAGUGACUACUACAGAGAAUAAAUAAUGAUUAUUCCAACCAGUCUGAAUUAGGAGAAAUUAUGCAUUAUUAUUUUACUACAUUGACUAUUACAGAGAAGAAAUAAUGACCAUCGCUCUAACCAGCUAAAGUUAGGGGCAAAUCAUGUAUUAUUUUUCUCAAUAAUAAUUGUUAUACUGUGAUAUUAUCUUUUUGCAAAUAAACUAUGCAAUGUAUUCAAUAUCAGGAACAUA